GGUCGGACAGAACAGUGCUUUGAUGAGAUGGCGUGAUAUUUAUGUCUGUGUCUGAGUUCCAGAUGAAAUUACGGACUUUUUGUACAAAGUGAUACGGAUCAGCAGCAUUUUUUGCAGCCAUGCUCCUGCUGACGUGUUUGUUUUUCGCGCUGGUUUUGUUCAGCAGGACAGUUUGUAGGCUGUCUGAGCAUGUUAAUGACGGAAACUUUUCAAAGCACCAGGAUCAGAUUCAGCAGCCACCGGUUUCUAAUUCCUCUCCAGGUUCUGCCUUCACCCUAAAGGUCCAGGUGAAUGACAUGUGGAAUCGUGACUACCUGAGCCAGGCAUUGGUGGAAGUCUAUGUUAACUACACUUGGACCAGUGAAGCUCUGACUGGAGAAGAUGGUACUGCUACUGUUGCUGUACCUUAUCAAACCGGACUGCCAAUCACAGUCGUUGCCAGCAAGGAAGGCUACAUAUGGAUGCCCCUACCUUAUAAAACCAGCAGAAUGCCAAGUAAGAUGAUAUAUUUGUCAACCAUAGUAAAUCAGCAGGCUUUAUCAAAUUAAUCAAAUGCGAAAUGUUA
This is a messenger RNA of Thalassophryne amazonica, 565 nucleotides long. RefSeq names its product protein FAM171B-like. The transcript has 2 exons. NCBI's taxonomy places the organism in Eukaryota, Metazoa, Chordata, Actinopteri, Batrachoidiformes, Batrachoididae. The record is from RefSeq and is a predicted model, not a curated record. Bases 120 to 548 code for a protein of 142 amino acids.